Messenger RNA from Condylostylus longicornis, 2245 nucleotides. It is a transcript of the gene HBS1, whose product is annotated as protein HBS1. The coding region runs from base 108 to 2120 and encodes 670 amino acids. The transcript is spliced from 6 exons. NCBI's taxonomy places the organism in Eukaryota, Metazoa, Arthropoda, Insecta, Diptera, Dolichopodidae. Gene Ontology annotation, biological process: translation. The record is from RefSeq and is a predicted model, not a curated record. Gene Ontology annotation, molecular function: GTP binding; GTPase activity.
UCUUUUACAAUAGUGGUGAUAGAUUAAAUUGUACAAAUUUCAAUUUUUAAAUACAUAAUUGAAAAAUAUUGAGUAGAUUAAAUUAUAUUCUGAAAUAAUAAAAUAAAAUGUCUCGACAUAGAAUUGUUCGUGCGAUGGAUUACUCCGAUGAGUACGAUGGCUACGAUGAUGUUUACGGGCAUUCAGUUGAUGAUGAAACUGGAAUUUCACCAACAGACGCAUCACAAUGGAUAUAUGAUAGAGCUAGAGGACAACAAAGUAUAUCUGAAUUUAUUAAAACAAAUCGAAACAUUAAAGAAGAAGAUGAAGAAGAUGAUGCUGAAAGAUGUAAUACACAUAAUGAAAAGAAGAGACGAGAUUCAGAAAAUUUUCAGAUGCCUGUCUUAGAUGAUCUCGAGAAAAUAAAAUUAACAUCCUGCAUAGAUGAAAUUCGUAAUGUUGUAGGAGAUACUUUUUCAGAUAAAAAAAUUGUUGAUGCUGUAAUGCAGCAUAAUUUUGACUAUAAUACGGCUCUAGAUUCUUUAUUAAAUGAUAACUCAAAGGAAAAACAAAAUCAGCCGAUAAUCAGAGAAAAUUUAGAUCUCUCAAUAUCACAUGUUCGUGAAAAACAAACUAAACUUGCAAAUAUGGCUCCUGUAACAGUAAUUGUCACACCUCAAAAUGACAAAAAUGUUAAGAAAGGUUUUGAUCUUAGCGAAGAUAAACGUGAAGGCUCCGGUAGAAAUACUCCAGAGGUUCAAAUAUUAAGUGAGGAACAAAAAUCUGCUUUGAACAAAUUAAGUAGGGAACAAUUACAAGAAACUGCAAGGAAACUUUUUGAAAAGGAAAGGACUGGUGAAAAAUCUCACUUACAUAUGGUGGUAAUUGGUCAUGUUGAUGCUGGUAAAAGUACUUUAAUGGGUCAUUUGCUUUACGAUACUGGUAAUGUUUCUCAAAGAGUUAUGAGCAAGCAUGAGCAUGAAAGCAAAAAAAUUGGUAAGCAAAGCUUUAUGUAUGCCUGGGUUCUUGAUGAAACUGGUGAAGAAAGAUCUAGGGGAAUAACGAUGGAUGUAGGAAGUUCGAGAAUUGAAACGAAAUCUAAAAUAGUAACAUUGUUAGAUGCUCCUGGUCACAAAGAUUUUAUUCCAAAUAUGAUUUCUGGUGCGUCACAAGCAGAUGUAGCCCUUCUUGUGGUUGAUGCUACUAGAGGUGAAUUUGAAACAGGUUUUGAACAAGGUGGUCAAACUAGAGAACAUGCUUUAUUAGUUAGGUCUCUCGGAGUAACUCAUUUGGGAGUUGUCGUUAACAAGCUUGACACAGUUGAUUGGUCUCAAGAAAGGUUUAACGAAAUUGUAGGAAAAUUAAAAUCAUUUUUAAAACAGGCUGGUUUUAAAGAAAAUGAUGUAACUUUUAUUCCAUGUUCAGGCUUAACUGGUGAAAAUUUAGUAAAUGUACCAACAGAUACUAGAUUGACAAAUUGGUAUAAUGGUCCUACGCUUUUAGAUGUUAUUGAUAAUUUUAAAAUACCAGAAAAGUCAAUCGAUAAACCAUUGAGAAUGUCAAUUUCUGACAUAUUUAAAGGAACUGGUUCCAAUUUUUGUAUAUCGGGAAGAAUCGAAUCUGGGUUUAUUUGUACAAAUGAUAAAGUUUUGAUUAAUCCUGUUAAAGAAACUGCUGUAAUAAAAAGCAUUUCAAUUGAUGAAACAUCCUUUAAUGCAGCAUUUGCUGGAGAUCAAUGUUCUGUAACGAUUUCAGGAGUAGAUGUUAAUAAUAUAUGGGUUGGAUGCGUAAUAUGUGACAUUCAAAAUCCAAUUCCAAUAUCAACACGAAUUCAAGCAAGAAUAUUAAUAUUUAAUAUAAAAUUUCCAAUAACCAUUGGUUAUCCAGUAAUACUACAUCAUCAAUCUCUUAUAGAACCAGCUAGCGUUAAUAAAUUAAUAUCGAUUGUACAUAAAGCUACUGGAGAAAUAAUUAAAAAGAAACCAAGAGUGCUAACAAAAAAUACUUGUGCUAUAAUUGAAAUCGAAACAACAAAACCAAUAUGUGUAGAAAAAUUUUCUGAUUAUAAAGAAUUAGGCCGGAUUACUUUACGUGUUGGUGGAAUAACAAUAGCAGCGGGUACUAUAUUAAAAUAUCAUUAAAAUAAUUAUGCAAGUACAUUAAUCAGAUUUAUAUAAUUAUAAAUGUUUUUUGUAAAAAAAAAAAAAAAACAGAAAAACAAAUCAUUUGUUGGAUUUUUUGAUACAUAUAAUAAAAUGUAAAUUAA